UUGUUUUUUCUGAUAGGCCGCUAGGUGAGGCGGUUUGUGAGUUUUGGGUUGCAGUAUACUAGAAUUUUGAGGUUUCCUUCCGGUGAAAAUUGAGCUGUCCAUGGAACCCGGGUUACAGCAGUGAGGGGGCCGCGACUCAAGGCCGGGCUUGGUGGCUCACGCCUGUAAUCCCAGCACUUUGGGAGGCCGAGACGGGUGGAUCACAAGGUAAAGGAGAUCGAGACCAUCCUGGCUAACACAAAACUUACACAUGUCCAAAAAUGAUUGAGAUAGAGCAGGCGGAGGCCCAGCUUGCUGAGUUAGACCUGCUAGCCAGUAUGUUCCCUGGUGAGAAUGAGCUCAUAGUAAAUGACCAACUGGCUGUAGCAGAACUGAAAGAUUGUAUUGAAAAGAAGACAAUGGAGGGGCGAUCUUCAAAAGUUUACUUUACUAUCAAUAUGAACCUGGAUGUAUCUGAGGAAGCAAUGGCGAUGUUUUCUCUGGCCUGUAUUCUUCCUUUUAAAUACCCAGCAGUUCUGCCUGAAAUUACUGUCAGAUCAGUAAUAUUGAGUAGAUCCCAGCAGACUCAGCUGAACACAGAUCUGACUGCAUUCCUGCAAAAACAUUGUCAUGGAGAUGUUUGUAUACUGAAUGCCACGGAGUGGGUUAGAGAACACGCGUCUGGCUAUGUCAGCAGAGAUACUUCAUCUUCACCCCCCACAGGAAGCACAGUCCAGUCAGUUGACCUCAUCUUCACGAGACUCUGGAUCUACAGCCAUCAUAUCUACAACAAAUGCAAAAGAAAGAAUAUUCUAGAGUGGGCAAAGGAGCUUUCCCUGUCUGGGUUUAGCAUGCCUGGAAAACCUGGUGUUGUUUGUGUGGAAGGCCCACAAAGUGCCUGUGAAGAAUUCUGGUCAAGACUCAGAAAAUUAAACUGGAAGAGAAUUUUAAUCCGCCAUCGAGAAGACGUUCCUUUUGAUGGUACAAAUGAUGAAAUGGAAAGACAAAGGAAAUUUUCCAUUUUUGAAGAAAAAGUGUUCAGUGUUAAUGGAGCCAGGGGAAACCACAUGGACUUUGGUCAGCUCUAUCAGUUCUUAAAUGCCAAAGGAUGUGGGGAUGUUUUCCAGAUGUUUUUUGGUGUAGAAGGACAAUGACAGUAAGAGUAGUUGAAAGUAUCUUGUCACUGUUGGCCUUUUGAUUUUUUUUCCCCACUUUUUCUUGAAAGAUUAAGUAAGUAAUUUUAUUUUAGUUCCAUUCUAGAAUGUUGGGGAGUGGGGGACAAGAAAAAAUAGUAUAGCUGAAAUGCAUCUGUUAAAAAUGUCAUGAUUGAAAGCAGAACUGAGUUUUAAAUUACAACCUUAAAAUUGUUAGAUAUUUCUUCACAUAUCAGCUGCCCAUUUUGAAAAAGAAAUGAUCCACAAAGGUGAUGUUGGUGCUCCAAUUUGCUAGCCAUUCCCAACCCCCUUCUGCCUUACCUGCCUUCACUAAAGAACCCAGAAAAGCUAAUUGCUCCCCUUUCAGCCUCUGUUGCAACUAACAACUCUCAGUGGCCUCAGGACACAGCUUUGGCCUUGGGAAUUCUGGGAAAACUUUUGCUUCCUGAUUAAAGAAACAUAUGCAGCUAGGCCACCUCCUCCCCCUCUUACUUUUAUAAACGCCAAAGUGAUGGCUGGAGCUGGAGGAGUUAUUUGAACUAUGACAGAAGGAAGGACUAAGAGAACCACGAAGAUGCCAGUUGCCACAUUGUUGAGCUGCUGACCCAACACCAGCCGCUGCCUAUCUCUAGAUGUCUUAUGAAAUAAAACCAGUUUUGUUUAA
This is a messenger RNA of Mandrillus leucophaeus (drill), 1797 nucleotides long. It is a transcript of the gene RWDD2B, whose product is annotated as RWD domain containing 2B. The record is from RefSeq and is a predicted model, not a curated record. NCBI's taxonomy places the organism in Eukaryota, Metazoa, Chordata, Mammalia, Primates, Cercopithecidae. The transcript has 6 exons. The coding region runs from base 261 to 1133 and encodes 290 amino acids. Gene Ontology annotation, molecular function: protein binding.